AUGUACAAUCCAAUUGACGCUGCACUCAACAAAGUGACAGAAACAUAUGGUAUUGAUAGUUUUACCCUAAGAUAUGCAAUUUGUCUGCUAGGUUCAUUUCCUCUGAAUGCUAUUCUAAAAAGACUUCCUGAUGAGAAAGAGAAGACCAAAUGCAUUUACAUUAUAGUCUCAUCUAUGAUAUAUUUAUUUGGUAUCCUGAACUUAUAUAGUGGAUUUAGAACACUAUUGAUCAGUAGCACGUUUACAUUCCUCAUUACCAGAUUUUAUCAUUCCAAAUUUAUGCCAUAUUUGAAUUUUGUCUUUGUCAUGGGUCACUUAGCCAUGAAUCACAUUUACGCUCAAUUUUUCAACUCACAAACUGCAACAACUAUUGACAUCACUGCAUCACAAAUGGUUCUUGCCAUUAAAUUGACAUCAUUUGCAUGGUCAUAUUACGAUGGUAUGGACACUAAUGCAGAUGAAUUUGAAUCCUUGGUUCAAUAUCAAAAGGAUCGUGUCAUUAAGAGACAUCCAUCCUUACUAAAAUUUGUUGCCUAUACUUUCUUUUACCCAACUUUAUUAACAGGUCCCAGCUUCGACUAUUCAGAUUUUGAUAGUUGGUUAAAUGGCGAAAUGUUUCAUGAUUUACCAGAAUCAAAGAAGCCAAAGAGAAGAUUAAAUCCUCGAAAGAGAAGACAGAUUCCAAAAAAUGGUAAACUGGCUCUUUGGAAAGUCAUCCAAGGUAUCGCUUGGAUCGUAUUAAAUGGGCUAGGUAAGAAAUAUAUACCUCUUUCAUUCAUUGCUGACAGGGCUAGUUUUAUGGAAAGAUCCUUCUUUUAUAGAAUCCAUUAUAUUUUCUUAGUUGGUUUGGUUGCAAGAUUUAAAUAUUAUGCUGCCUGGACCAUUGCGGAAGCAUCGUGUAUUUCAUGCGGAUUAGGAUAUAAUGGAUACGACACCAAAACACAAAAGAUUAAAUGGAACCGUGUUCAGAACAUUGAUAUUUGGAAUGUGGAAAUGGCGCAGAAUACUCGUCAAUGUCUCGAAGGUUGGAAUAUGAAUACAAAUAAGUGGUUGAAAUACACUGUAUAUUUACGGGUCGUUAAGAAGGGCAAGAAGCCAGGGUUUCGCGCAACUAUGUUUACAUUCUUAACAUCUGCCUUUUGGCAUGGAACAAGACCAGGUUAUUAUCUAACAUUUGCUACAGGUGCCCUAUACCAAACAUGUGGGAAAUUUUAUAGACGUAAUUUUAGACCAAUAUUCUUGGCAAGUGAUGGUGUAACUCCAUUGCCAUAUAAAUGGGUAUAUGAUGUUGUUGGUAUGUGGGUUAUUAAAAUAUCAUUCGGUUACUUGGUGGAACCUUUCCUAUUAUUGGAUUUUAAAGAAUCUUUAGUUGCAUGGGGGUCCGUAUAUUUCUAUGGUCAUAUAGUGGUUGCCCUUUCGUUUUUCUUGUUUAGAGGUCCAUUUUCCAAAUCAGUUAUCCAAUUCUGCAAAUCGUUGCAACCACAAUAUAUUGCUACAGCAAAGGUAAAGGAAUUAGAAGAGGAAAUUUCUAGAACUUCCACUUCUCUUGGUGAUAUCAUAAGGGAGAAGCUUGAGUACGAAGAAGCAAACAAGGAUUUACUACAAAAGGAAAUGAACUUAGGUAUUCCAUCAAUUCAUCCAACAGAUUGGGAAGAUGCCAAGGGAGAAUGGGCUGCUUUUGUCAAAGAGUAUACCGAAUGGAGGGAGAGAAAUGGGCUGGAAGUUGAAGAAGAUAAUUUAAUGAAGGCAUUCCAAGACUUUAAGAGAGAAUUAAAGGAAAAUACCGUUGGUGAAAGAAAAAUGAGCUUCAGUGGAUACUCUCCAGUUCCAAUUGAAAAGAAGGAUUAA
Molecule: messenger RNA, 1848 nt
Organism: Naumovozyma castellii
Lineage: Eukaryota; Fungi; Ascomycota; Saccharomycetes; Saccharomycetales; Saccharomycetaceae
Gene: ALE1
Product: lysophospholipid acyltransferase
Exons: 1
Coding region: 1-1848 (615 amino acids)
Source: RefSeq, a predicted model, not a curated record